CCUCUCCAACUCUGCUCUCUCACUACUUUGCGCUUGUCUUUCUCUCUCUCUCUCUCUCUUCGAACUUUGGUUUUUGCUCUGUUUAUUCACCAAUGGCUACUGUUUGGAGGAGGUUGAUCAAGAGAGAGACGAUCCCUCGUAUCAGCCAAACCACGAGGAAGCUCUUCUCCACCGAAGCAUCUUCUUCUUUCGCUGAGAGACUCAGAAACCUUCCCAAAGAUUUCCCCUCCACUCAGGCUAAACGCGAUGCUUCUCUGCUCAUUGGAAGAACUCCUCUCGUGUUUCUCAACAGAGUCACUGAAGGAUGUGAAGCUUAUAUUGCAGCCAAGCAAGAGCAUUUCCAGCCUACUUGUAGCAUCAAGGACAGACCAGCUUUAGCUAUGGUUGCAGAUGCAGAGAAGAAAAAUCUUAUCACUCCUGGAAAAACAACAUUGAUAGAACCUACUUCAGGAAACAUGGGAAUAAGUAUGGCUUUCAUGGCGGCUAUGAAAGGGUACAGGAUUAUAAUGACAAUGCCUUCUUACACCAGUUUGGAGAGGAGAGUGACUAUGAGAUCAUUUGGUGCUGAGCUUGUCCUCACUGAUCCAACCAAAGGAAUGGGUGGAACCGUUAAGAAAGCUUAUGAUCUCCUUGAGAGUACUCCUGAUGCUCACAUGUUGCAACAGUUUGCUAAUCCAGCAAACACUCAGAUUCAUUUUGAUACAACUGGUCCUGAGAUUUGGGAAGAUACACUUGGGAAUGUUGAUAUCUUUGUGAUGGGAAUUGGUAGUGGGGGCACUGUCUCUGGUGUUGGCCAAUACCUUAAGUCUAAAAACCCUAAUGUCAAGAUAUAUGGAGUGGAGCCUGCUGAAAGCAACAUACUCAACGGUGGCAAGCCAGGUCCACAUGCUAUCACAGGCAAUGGGGUUGGAUUUAAACCGGAUAUAUUGGAUAUGGAUGUUAUGGAGAGUGUUCUUGAGGUUAGUAGUGAGGAUGCUAUAAAGAUGGCUAGAGAAUUGGCAUUGAAAGAAGGUCUCAUGGUUGGAAUAUCCUCUGGGGCUAACACUGUGGCAGCAAUUAGACUGGCCAAAAUGCCAGAGAACAAAGGCAAACUAAUUGUGACUAUUCAUGCGAGCUUUGGAGAGAGAUAUCUGUCAUCUGUUCUGUUUGAUGAGAUUAGGAAAGAAGCAGAAGCGAUGAAGCCAGUUUCAGUGGACUGAUUUGGUUUUGGUUUGGGUUGAUAUGAAGAAAAACUCUUUACUAUAUAAUCUUCAUCUUGCGGCACAAGAUUGUGACACAACCCACCAAAAAGUGUCAUAAAUAAUAUAUGCUUGUUUUAUAUUGAUGUUGAAUACUGGAAGAAUAAUUAUGUUAAUGUUUGAUAUUGAAAAUAAAAGCUUUUUCUGGUUC
Raphanus sativus (radish) is the source of this 1389-nucleotide messenger RNA. Its product is annotated as bifunctional L-3-cyanoalanine synthase/cysteine synthase C1, mitochondrial. Lineage: Eukaryota; Viridiplantae; Streptophyta; Magnoliopsida; Brassicales; Brassicaceae. The coding region runs from base 93 to 1199 and encodes 368 amino acids. The transcript is spliced from 10 exons. Gene Ontology annotation, molecular function: cysteine synthase activity. Gene Ontology annotation, cellular component: cytoplasm. The record is from RefSeq and is a predicted model, not a curated record.